ACCACCUUACCGGUGCAGCUCUGCCAAGCACACAGAUCAAAGACACCGGUAUUAGUCGGCGGUGCGGAUUAUGACUGGAGGUAUCUCUUGUUAACACAGCGAGAAGAACUCACCGCGCCAUCUGACUCUCAGAUCCUCCUAAACCUGGAGCCAUACCUUGCUUUUAUUUCCCUGCGCCGCGCUGUAGAUAACGUUAAGGCAAAGAAAUGUCUGUGGUGGGAUUUGACUUGGGCUUUCAAAGCUGCUAUGUAGCUGUAGCCCGAGCAGGAGGGAUCGAGACGGUCGCUAACGAGUACAGCGACAGAUGCACACCAUCAUUCGUAUCCUUUGGACCACGAAAUCGAUCUAUAGGAGCAGCCGCCAAGAGCCAGGUGGUGACCAACUGUAAGAACACGGUGCAGGGCUUCAAGCGAUUCCAUGGCAGGGCGUUCUCAGACUCCUGCGUCCAGUCAACCAAGUCUAACUUGGUGUACGACUUGGCACAGAUGCCCUCUGGAACCACCGGUAUAAAGGUGAUGUACAUGGAGGAGGAGAGAGUGUUCAGCAUCGAGCAGGUCACCGGCAUGCUGCUGACCAAACUGAAGGAGACGGCUGAAAGUGCAAUGAAGAAACCGGUUGCAGACUGUGUGAUCUCUGUGCCAAGCUAUUUCACUGAUGCAGAGAGGAGGUCUGUCAUGGAUGCAGCUCAGAUUGCGGGCCUCAACUGUCUACGACUAAUGAACGACACCACUGCAGUUACUCUGGCAUAUGGCAUCUACAAGCAGGACCUGCCAGCCCCAGAAGAGAAGCCCAGGAACGUGGUGUUUGUGGACGUGGGCCACUCCGGUUACCAGGUGUCAGUUUGUGCCUUCAACAAGGGAAAGCUCAAGAUCCUGGCCUCAGCGUUUGAUUCCGAGCUCGGCGGGAAGGAUUUGGACGACAUCUUGGUCAACCACUUCUAUGAGGAGUUUGGAAAGAAGUACAAACUAGACGUCAAGACCAGACCCCGGGCACUGGUGCGGCUCUACCAAGAGUGUGAGAAGCUCAAGAAGCUGAUGAGCGCCAACUCCUCCGACCUGCCGCUCAACAUCGAGUGCUUCAUGAACGACAUCGACGUUACAGGGAAACUCAACAGAGGUCAGUUUGAGGAGAUGUGUGCGGGGCUGCUGGCCAAAGUCGAGGGUCCCCUGCGCAGUGUCAUGGAACAAGCCAAGCUGAAAAAGGAAGACAUCUACGCAGUGGAGAUCGUCGGUGGUGCCUCCAGAAUCCCUGCCAUCAAGGAGCGAAUCAGCAAAUUCUUCGGCAAAGAGCUGAGCACCACCCUGAACGCGGACGAGGCCGUGGCCAGAGGCUGUGCUCUGCAGUGUGCCAUCUUGUCACCAGCGUUCAAAGUCAGAGAGUUCUCCAUCACAGAUGUUGUCCCCUACUCCGUCUCCCUGAAAUGGAAUUCAGCCGUUGAAGACGGAGUGAGUGAUUGUGAAGUUUUCCCAAGGAACCACGCAGCUCCCUUUUCCAAGGUUUUGACCUUCUACCGGAAAGAGCCCUUCACCCUUGAAGCCUACUACAACAACCCCAAGGAGCUGCCCCACCCCAGCAACACUAUAGGUCAGUUCCUUGUCCAGAAUGUGGUUCCUCAGGCAUCUGGGGAGAGUGCAAAGGUCAAGGUGAAGGUUCGGGUCAAUGUUCACGGUGUGUUCAGUGUAUCGAGCGCGUCGCUCGUUGAAACCAUCAAAACAGCUGAGGGCGAGGAGCCAAUGGAGACGGACCAGACAGUGAAGGACGAGGAGAACAAAAUGCAGGUGGACCAGGAGGAUCAGAAACUUCAGGCCGGAGACAACGAAGACAAGAAAUCUGAGGCUGAGGAGAUGGAGACAGCAGCAGAGGACGCCAAGCAGGAGAAGAAGAACGACCAGCCUCCUCAGGCCAAGAAACCCAAAGUGAAAACGAAGACAGUGGAGCUGCCCAUAGAGAACAAUUUGCACUGGCAGCUGUCCGUCGAAGUACUAAAUACGUUUGUGGAGAAUGAGGGUAAAAUGAUCAUGCAGGAUAAGCUGGAGAAGGAGAGGAACGACGCAAAGAACAAUGUGGAAGAGUACGUGUACGAGAUGAGGGACAAACUGCACGGCGUCCUGGAGAAGUUUGUGAACGAAGCUGAUCGUGAUGCAUUCUCAUUGAAACUGGAGGACACAGAAACGUGGCUGUAUGAGGACGGAGAGGACCAACAGAAACAAGUUUACAUUGACAAACUGACUGAAUUGAAGAAAAUGGGCCAACCUAUACAACAGAGAUGCAUGGAAGCCGAGGAGAGGCCAAAGGCAUUCGAGGAUCUUGGCAGACAAAUCCAAAUGUACAUGAAGAUCAUUGAAGCUUACAAGGCAAAGGAUGAGCUGUACGAUCACUUGGAUGAGCUGGAGUUGACUCGGGUGGAGAAGCAAGCGAACGACGCCAUGGCCUGGAUGAACAGCAAGAUAAACCAGCAGAACAGUCAGGACCUCACGCUGGAACCAGUGGUAAAAGUUGAGGAGAUCAAGGCCAAGACUAAGGAGCUUUAUUUAGCUUGCAACCCCGUGGUGUCCAAACGCAAACCCAAGGUGGAGCCUCCUCAGGAGGAGAAGACAGAGAAUGGACCAGUGAAUGGGCAGGAGGGAACCGAGAGCCAGCUGAGCAACCAAGACAAAGCCACAUCCGCAGGGACGGAACAGGGAACGGCAGAGAGCAAGCUCCCCGAAAUGGACAUUGAUUAACUGUUGCCCGAGUUUCACCUUCGUCUCUCCUGCUACUCCUCCCCCGGUUCGGUCGUCCUUCUGAGAUUGUUAUUGAUGAUACAGUAGCCUCUCUCCUUCUUGAAGACAGCAGCAUACGUGAUCAAUACAGCUCAUCCACUGACCUCCUUGACAUGUCAUCUCUCAUUUUCUUUGAACACAAAAAAUGAAUUAAUAAUAAUUCAAUAAUAAUAUUGAAUGGACUACUUUAUGACAACAGUUGUGAAUGUGCGAUGAAAACUGCUUUCUCUAUGUUUCGUUGUUGGCCAUUAAGUUAAAUAUUGUUCUAUUCAGCAGCUCCAGACCCCGUGUAAGCUCGGAAUGUCAGUCUAAGUUGUUCUGGAAAACUAGUAAUGAACACAGGAUUCAUGAAAAUGUAGAAACAGUGGCACUUGUAAAACGAACAUGGAUUGUUCCAAAUUGUACAUGACAUUUUUUCCACUAAAAAUAAUUGUAACUGCUGGAUUAUUACCUAUUUAGUUUCAAAAGGAAAGACUGAGUUUUUGAGUUUACUUUUGCUGUAUGUUAAAACUAGAUAAUACAAGUCACCGUCAUGCAGUAUGUCAUUGUUUGGCUUUUCUCAUUCAGAAGCAACGGUCCAUUGGUUGUUCUCUUGUAGCCUCGUAUUGCGUUUUUUUUCUACUUGUGAAUGCUGGUCUGACAAAUCACCUUCUGGGUGCUGCUGUUGCCACGUCACAGAAAAAAAAGCUAAAAUAAAUAAAUAAAAAUGUAAAAGCA
Scophthalmus maximus (turbot) is the source of this 3479-nucleotide messenger RNA. RefSeq names its product heat shock protein 4a (gene hspa4a). Gene Ontology annotation, biological process: protein folding. NCBI's taxonomy places the organism in Eukaryota, Metazoa, Chordata, Actinopteri, Pleuronectiformes, Scophthalmidae. Gene Ontology annotation, cellular component: cytosol; nucleus. Gene Ontology annotation, molecular function: ATP binding; ATP-dependent protein folding chaperone. The transcript has 19 exons. The record is from RefSeq and is a predicted model, not a curated record. The coding region runs from base 207 to 2723 and encodes 838 amino acids.